AUGCGCACUAACAUCGCCCUCCUCGCCGGCUUCCUCGGCCUGGCCUCCGCCCUCCCCACCGACGCCGAGUCCGUCGAGAAGCGCCAGACCGUCCCGACGAUCUACCUCUGCGGCGACAGUACCACAGCUAAGGGCGGCGGCGGCUCCGGCACCGAGGGCUGGGGCCAGUUCCUGCAGUACUCCUUCUCGACCAGCAAGGCCAAGGUCGACAACCGCGCCAUCGGCGGCCGCAGCGCGCGCUCCUACACCCGCGAGGGCCGCUUCGAUACCGUGGCUGGGCUCGUCAAGUCAGGCGACUGGGUCGUCAUUGAGUUUGGUCACAAUGACGGCGGCUCGCUUACGCCUACCGACAACGGACGGACGGAUUGCUUUGGUGAUGGUGCGCAGACUUGCUCGACUACCUACAAUGGUGUUGCCGAGACUGUUCUCACGUACCCUGCGUACCUCAAGAAUGCCGCCAAGAAGUUCAACGCUGCUGGUGCCAAGGUCAUCAUCGCUGCCGCGACCCCCAACAACGUCUGGGAGACUGGCACCUACAAGUUCGGAUACGAUCGCUUCUUCUACUACGCCUGGCUCGCCGUUGAGCAGCUCGGCGGCCCCUCCAAGGGCUACUACUUCGUCCCGCACGGCGAAUACGCCGCCCAGGCGAUGAAGGGUCUCGGCGCGACCACCACCAACGCGAACUACCCCAACGACCACACCCACACCGCGCCCUUCCUUGCCGAUGCUAUUCACAAGUCCUUUGUCCUCGGCCUCAAGUGCGGCACCACUGCACUCGCCGCGCUUGCUAAGAACACGACUGCUUCUCUGACGUCGACCUACCUCGGCGGUUGUGUCGACACGUACAACUCCACUGUCCACGCUCUCCUGCGAUAA
Messenger RNA from Colletotrichum abscissum, 876 nucleotides. Its product is annotated as GDSL-like Lipase/Acylhydrolase. The transcript has 4 exons. NCBI's taxonomy places the organism in Eukaryota, Fungi, Ascomycota, Sordariomycetes, Glomerellales, Glomerellaceae. The record is from RefSeq and is a predicted model, not a curated record. Gene Ontology annotation, molecular function: hydrolase activity, acting on ester bonds. Bases 1 to 876 code for a protein of 291 amino acids.